This is a messenger RNA of Phycomyces blakesleeanus NRRL 1555(-), 790 nucleotides long. RefSeq lists its product as hypothetical. Lineage: Eukaryota; Fungi; Mucoromycota; Mucoromycetes; Mucorales; Phycomycetaceae. The record is from RefSeq and is a predicted model, not a curated record. The transcript is spliced from 2 exons. Gene Ontology annotation, molecular function: acyltransferase activity, transferring groups other than amino-acyl groups. The coding region runs from base 1 to 558 and encodes 185 amino acids.
AUGUCUCCUAUUCCUGUCAGAUCAAUCUACGUACGACUUACUACUAUUGCAGAUCUUAAGCAUAAUGAAAAAGCUCAUUCUGUAAUUAAUGCUGCCUAUCGCUCCACAGGGGGUUGGACAACUGAGGUGGAUCUUGUAGGUGGCGAGCGGGAGACAAUCGAAGGUUUAGCACAGUCAGUGCGUGACCAGGGUAAGCCAAAUACUUUAAUGUAUGCUUUCGAGACAAACGAGAACGGCACCGAACAAGUAGUUGGCACAGUUCAAAUCCAACCGAUCGUAAAGGCACCCGGGGAAGCCGAAAUUGGUCUGUUCUCAGUUGACCCUAAAUACCAGUCUAAGGGAAUUGGUGGAAAGUUGGUCCGAGCUGCAUUGGAUACAAUGAAGACUAUGGGAUUCAAUGUGGCUGUAAUGAAGGUCAUCGAAAACAGAGCUGACCUCCUCCAAUGGUACUACAAGCUCGGUUUUGUUAAUACUGGCGAACGUGUACCAUUUGUAUUCCCAGAUCUGUUGAAGGUCAAGGAUCUCUCCUUCAUUACUCUUAAAAAGCCUUUGGUCUAGAACAGGCACACAUAAACACAAGAAGACAAGACUAGGCCAUCAUACAGCCUUAGUUUAGACACCGCUCAGCUACGUUGAGUCAUUUCAAUUUUUUUUUAUUCCGUACUCUCUAUUAAUCAAAAACACAAAAAAAAAACAUAUAAUUGAUAUCAACACUUUGAAUAUUUCAUUGGCAUCUCUUUAUAAGUUUCAAAAUAAAUUAUUGCAAAACACUGACUACAAAAUUUAAAUA